This is a messenger RNA of Argiope bruennichi, 2496 nucleotides long. RefSeq names its product protein TRC8 homolog. The record is from RefSeq and is a predicted model, not a curated record. The transcript has 2 exons. Lineage: Eukaryota; Metazoa; Arthropoda; Arachnida; Araneae; Araneidae. Gene Ontology annotation, molecular function: ubiquitin protein ligase activity. Gene Ontology annotation, cellular component: endomembrane system. Bases 107 to 2038 code for a protein of 643 amino acids.
AGUGGAAAGAGCGGUAUGGCGUAGUGUUGAUUAAUGGGAAGUUUUGAAAUCUGAACAGUUUCUCUGAAUCUUUAUUAUUCUUGUUUGAAUCACUUAAUCAACAGAAAUGGACAGUAUUUUAAAUACAGGAAGGGUGCCAGAAUUUUUUACCAUUUUACUACGUGUUCCACCCAUAUUUUUGAUGGAUAUGAUUUGCAGUUCUAAACGAUGUAUAAGCCUAGAUGGUUGGCUUAUAUUUACGAAACUCGCUUCUUUUAUCUUGCAUCUCCCGCUUUACAUUAAAUCAGAUGCAUUAUUAGACAACUUGCCUAUUCCACAUUUGGAAGACGUUACGUAUUUCGUUUGGCAGAUAUUUGGUUUCCUGAUGUCUCUUCUGCUUCUGACUCAAAAGACUCAGCAUUUGAUAGCAUUUUACUUGUCAGUUGCUGCUUUAGGAGUGAUUGUGUGGUCAUACAUUUUGAAUGUGGAAUAUGUCAAGUACUGUUCUGAUCUUCUUAUUGAACAUUCUAGUCUACAGCAUGAGCUUUUUGUUUUAAAUAGAAAGGCUUUGCAAAUUUUCUUUUGCAGUUAUAUGUCCCAGUCCUUUUUCUCCAUUGUGUUUUGUUUCUCAACAAUGAAUUUGCCUGAUUUUACACGUAAAAAGUUUUUGGUUGGAGCUUUAUUCAUUUUUCCUAUUUUAGUGAAUGCAGCAUUACCAUCUACUGUAUUGAUGAUUGCUCCUGAAUUAGUUGCUUUUACAACAUUUACUAUUUUUGUGUGGCAUCUAGUUAAGCAUCUUUCUAAAUUGCCAAAUUACUUUUGGUUAUUUACAGUGUCUUGGAAUUUUUCAUUCAGAUUUACAAGAAUUCUAAAUAAUUUAGCAUUCCACUGGUCUGAUUUUAAAAUUACUCAAGUUUUACAAAUGUUUGCUGUUAUUCGUUUAGUUAAAAAUCUUAUGUUUCUGUUGUAUGAUUAUAUAUUUAUUGAAUAUUAUGAAAUGGAAAUUUCCGAUUUUUAUUCUCAGCAACUUGUGUAUAAUAUAUUUAAACAAAUAACUGUUGUAAGUUUUGAAAAUAUUGUAGCAGUUUGUGGGAUCACCUCAAUUAUAGCUUAUGUUGUUAAUAAAUUGAUCCAUAAUGUUGUGCAAAACUUCCUAAUUGUACCUGAUAUUGAGCGAAGUAGCAUAACUGGCAUGAUUUCACAAUUGUUAGUACUCCUUUGUAUACAGUUUGAUGUUACUAGUCUAGAACCAGAGGAGCGAUUUCAAGUCCUCUCUAAUAUUAGCUGGAUGGUGGGUAUAUGUGUAUUAAGUAGAAUAAAUCUUCAAAUUUGUAAGAAGUUAAUUUGUUUAAGCGUAAUGGGAAAUGCAUCAUAUAAGAAACAUGCUAGAGCACUUACAGUAGCGUUUUGUACUUUUAUUAUUAGUUCUUCAUGGUUGAUUCUAAUUUUUAAAUCAUAUUUAUCUGAUAUUUCAUUUCUUUUGCAAAUCCCAUUCCUGUUUCCUGUUACAAUAUUCAAUGUUGAAAUUUUGAUAAAUCUUGUCAUUUCUUUGAUUAUAUAUGUAUUAAAUUUGAUCCAUUACCAUUGUUGUACUUUGUGGUAUGAACUUGAUGAUUAUAUUUAUUAUCUCGAAAGUAUAAAAAAUGUAGUCACAGUUAUUUUAACAGUAAUUCUUUUUAUUAAAGGAAUUUAUAAACUUUUUGAAUAUGGUAGUAUUUUACGUUUACUGCUUCUUUUUGUUCAUUUUUAUCACAAUGUUUGGCGUCAGUUACUUUUGGGAUGGAAUCACUGGAAAGAGAGAAGACUGAUUUAUCAUUGUGUGAAUUCCUUACCAAUUGCUACAGUUCAAGAAGCAACUGAGAUGGGAGGUUGUUGUGCAAUUUGUUUAAAUGAUGUUUUGAAACAUGUUGGGUGUAUUACUCGUUGCAAUCACUUUUUUCACAGUUAUUGUUUAAGAAAAUGGUUGAAUGAACGCAAGACAUGCCCAAUAUGCCAUAGAAUUAUUCUUUCAGAUUCUUCUACACAAGUUAGAGAAAGGCGAAGAUUGCAUACAAAUUGAUUAUUUAUUAUUAUUUUUGCAAUGAAAUUUGCCCCAAUUCAUUCAGUUUGAUGUUGAUACACUUAAUUCAUAAUUUUUCAUUUUAAUGACUCUUAUGUGUCUGUGGUUAUUUUAAAAACACUUGAUGAUAAGAAGUGUUUCUGUGAUAAAAAAAGAUUCGUAAUUAGUAUGUAAAUUAUUCUAAUAGACAAAAUUAUCAAGUUAUAGAAUCGUUUUCUAAAAUAGCGGUAACUUAGAUUAUAAAUAAGAAAAGAAACUUGAGCGUAAGUAGUGAGUUUCUAAAGUAUAGAAUUAAUAAAUUUAAGCCAUGUGGUUAAUAAUUUUUGGUCGCAGUUUCAGAAGUUUUAGUAAAUUUUUAGAUAUUCUGCAAAAAGAAAAAAAAAAAAAUCAUUGUCUAUUUUUUAAUCAUAAAAGUUAUUUUAUUUUUAAAAAUGGUUUAAAAAAAAAAACUGCAUAUA